AAAGGGCGGGGCCAGAUCGAGAGCGGGAGGAAGAGGCGAAGGCGGAAGCAGCUGAGGCAGCGCCUCCCGGCCCAGCGUCCGGUGUUGGCACCACUAUGCAGCCAGAUGCAGAGAGAAGCCGGAUACGGCCCAAGAAACCAGACAUAGCACUGUAUGUUCCCAGAGCACGGCGCAACAUUGCAGUCUCAAAAGCCAGCACGUCAUUGGUCACUAGAAAUGAGAGAGAGGCGAACCAUUGUCCCCCAGGACUGGAGAUCAUUAAAGGGCAUGAAGCAAGACCAAGUCCCAAGGCCGGGAGAGACUUGCGUCACAGAGAGCAAGGAGGAAUCCUUUUCCCCCAGGAAGAGAAAGGAACUACAUCCAGAGACUGUAGAAAUGUAUUCCACCAAAGCAGCUCAAAUCCAAAGAUGCAGUACAAGGAGGGGCCACAAUCCCUACGUAAGCCCAAGCCACGCAUGCUGUUGCCUUCCCCUGCAUUCCUGAACCAGACUCCAGCAUCACUGCCAAGCACUGAAGCAGAGACACCUCUUGAGUAUAGUGCUAAGCUCUUCACUAACACACUGGAGAGGAUGGCAGGUCUUCAAAUCCAGACAGAAUUUUCUGGAGUGGACUGUGCUCGGGAACAAGAGCGUAUGUUUUCAUCAGCAGGGCAAGGGACCUGCAGCAUUGACACUAGCAAGCAGGCAGGAACAUUUUUCCCAUGCCAGGUAGAGCUGAGUGAGGAGAAUGUGCUGCGAGGUGCUAGUGAGAGGUUCUCAGAUCAGACAGAGAGUGAAGAUAGUAUAUGGACCAGCAAGGUUAAGCAUCUGAGAAAAUAUGACUUGGGACCAACUGGGGUAAGUGCAGAUGAUAUGUUUGAAAACUCAGGCAGCGAUGUUACAGACACCAGAGAGACACAUAAGGAUCGCUCAUCAGAGUGUUCAGGUGAGAGAAUAUCAGAUGGAGCCGACAGCAAUAAUAGUGUUUUGGGGCACAUUAGCAAUACACAUAACACAUGUAAAUGCAUAGGCAGCUGCAAUUUGGAAUGUGUUCACAAGGGAGUUCCAGAUGACACAGGCCCAAAGGAAAGUGUGACUGAGGAUGCGGGUAGGACCAUUCUGGCUCAAGCAGAAGUGAGUGAGUAUAGCACCCUAAAGCAUGAAGAGGAGAGCAAGAGGAGAGUGUACAGUCAUGCAACUGAAUGUGUGUUUGAUCAGAGUGUGCAUGAUGUGUCUGACUGCAUGGAUGACAGCAUCUUGAUCCAGACAGUGACAGCAAACACAGCCAACCAGUUGUCAGGUUGCUCAGGGGUGGCUGCAGGCUAUAACUAUUCAGAUGAGGCCUGCGAGAGGCUUGAUGGUCUUCCCAAUUGUAUGUUCAAGAAGGGUGAACUGGGACAGGUAUGUGGCAGCGAGAAGGGUGAUGGCUUCUCACGCCACAUCUGCCAGAGCACACCUCAUAAGUCUGAGGCUUCAUUGACAGUAAGAGGUACCAUAUUUAGUUUAGGAGAUCAAGAUUCAAAUGUCAGACUCAAUGAUGAGGAAAGGGGUUCUGCCAAGGAGGCUCCCAGCUGCUUACAGGAGUGUGCCUCUAAGGAGAUGAUACACUUGUCAGCUAUGGGGAAUCCUGAGAGCACUCUGGACCAAGCAGAAGCACCCUUGGAUGUUACCUCCGUGGAAGAUCCAACCCAGAGCAAUAUGGGCAUGAGGCUGCAGCAUCUAUCUGGAGGCAAGGCAGAAGGGAAAGCUGAACCAAGUGUGCCAUCCAGUUGGGAGGAGCCUGCUAGAACCAAUGUUGGUCCUGCAUCCCUCAGUGCAGAUGAUAGUGUGACAAAUGAAAGCUGGGAUUCUCUCUUCAAUGAUGAUGGUGACUGUCUGGAUCCACGGUUGUUGGAGGGGCUGUCUGGCCGUGCUUCACCCCCCUCAGGACUGCAAGAGCCCCGCUUUGACUACUACAACCACUCUCCAGCUAAUUUGGACUUGAGUGAUUCGGAGUUGCCUCAUGUAAUUGAGAUUUACGACUUCCCACUGGAAUUCCGCACAGAGGACCUGCUGCGCGUCUUCUGCAGUUACCAGAAGAAAGGCUUUGACAUUAAAUGGGUUGAUGACACACAUGCCCUGGGUAUCUUCUCCAGCCCCGUUGCAGCUCGGGAUGCUCUCAGCACCAAGCAUCUGAUGGUGAAAACCCGUCCCUUGUCACAGGGCACUCGAGCUGCAAAGGCCAAAGCCCGAUCCUAUGCAGAGUUCCUGCAACCCACCAAAGAACGUCCUGAAACUUCAGCUGCUCUGGCCAGGAGACUGGUGACAGGCGCCCUCGGUGUACGGAGCAAGCAGACUAAGGAAGAACGUGAAGCUGAGCGCAGGCAGUUACAGGCUGCCCGAGAGCGGAAGCGUUUAGAGGCCAAGCAGAGGGAAGAUGCAUGGGAAGGCCAUGAGUGAGCCAGCACUAUUGCUAAGUGGAGAGGCGUGACUGGAGAUUACUCUAACUGGAACAGGACUGGAGCUCCAAAGGAGCUGGGCCCUUGCAGCAUUGAUGAAUUUCUGCCAUUCCCUUUGGGAUGAGCAGCAAAGUGUGGGCCUUGCUUGGUAUCCUUUAUAGCCAAAACGGGAAUAUAGCCAAAGUGGGAAUAUGUGGGCUCAAACAAAGAUCCAUCUAGGAUGUUUCUGAGACCUCUGGAUGGUGGGGCUGGAGUGCUUCACAGUGCUUCAGCGUAAGUUUCCAUGUGAAUGGCCUGCCCGAAGACCUGGCUAGCACUGCUCACUAAGAGUUUGUGUUACAAUGAAGUGCUAGAGCCUUCCUGGAUGCAGUGCCUGCCUACCCUAUUGGCAUCAGAUGGAGCUUUCUAGGACUUUGAACAGACCAGCUAUAAUAGCUAAGUGUCCACUGUUGAAUUUGCUAUUAAAAUCUUUAUUUUA
This is a messenger RNA of Eublepharis macularius, 2894 nucleotides long. RefSeq names its product R3H domain and coiled-coil containing 1 like (gene R3HCC1L). The coding region runs from base 96 to 2417 and encodes 773 amino acids. Lineage: Eukaryota; Metazoa; Chordata; Lepidosauria; Squamata; Eublepharidae. The transcript is spliced from 7 exons. The record is from RefSeq and is a predicted model, not a curated record.